CACUUCCGGUGUACACAGCCCGUCCGGGCGGUACGCUGGGGGCCGGAUCGCGUCGCAGGAAAUGACUUAGAAGCCUUACGAAUACAUCUGUGCAUUCUUGCUUCAGACUUUACAAUUGAGGGCCAACCCAGUCUGGAAGCACCUCUUAUUAAUGUUACAGAGAAACUGCUACCUCAGCAAACAAAAGGAAAGGAGGAGAAGACUUAUAAUAACGAAUGGCAUUUUUAAGAAAACUUGUUUUCGGAAAACAUUAGAGGAAACUUGGAGAUUUUUAGCAUUGAGGAGAAGUUUUACAGGUAAAUGGAUUCGACAGACAGGUUCUGUCAAAAUUCUUCAGAGGUUUGAUUUUCCUUCUUAAGGACUUUGUGUGAGUAAUUCUGUACUGCUUUUUAAAUCGCUGUUGAUCAGCUUGUGGGUUUUUGGGUUCUAACUUUUUUGGUAUAUUGAAGAUACAUUAUAUUACAUUAAAAAAGUUAAGUUAUUUUUCUGCUGUUGUAAAUACAAGUAUCAAAAUAUUCUUGCAAAGCAAUUAUAAGUAAACUUUUUUCUCAGCAAACAUAUCUUUUUAUUAAGAGCGUGGAAUGCUAUACGCUUCUUAAAGAGCAUUUUGGACACACUUUUAUUUUUUGUCAGUUGUCCUGCCUACACUGAAAAUAUUAAUUAUAUAAGCCUCUUGCCCUUUUCUCAUCUAAGUUGGAUCACAUGGCUACCUGUCUCAUGGAGAUGCCUUUUUUAAAACUUGGACUUGCAGAACUCCACUAUUUUUAUACCUAGCUACAGUUUUGGAAAAAAAAGAAACAGAAUCCUGACUUGCUCACGGUCACUGGGACAGUUCCCUCUCCCGCAUGUAUUGCUGCAGUGCCCAAGACAGUAAAAUGGACUACAAGCGGCGCUUCCUGCUUGGCGGGUCCAAGCAGAAAGUGCAGCAGCACCAGCAGUACCCAAUGCCUGAGCUGGGCCGAGCACUGAGUGCCCCCCUGGCAUCUACGGCCACUGCUGCUUCUCUGGGCAGUCUGACUGCUGCAGGCAGCUGCCACCAUGCCAUGUCCCACUCCACUCCCAUCGCUGACAUCCAGCAGGGCAUCUCCAAGUACCUGGAUGCCCUCAACGUCUUUUGCCGUGCCAGUACUUUCCUUACAGAUCUCUUCAGCACUGUGUUCAGGAACUCUCACUACUCAAAAGCAGCCAUGCAGCUCAAAGAUGUGCAGGAGCAUGUCAUGGAAGCAGCUAGUCGGCUGACCUCGGCCAUAAAGCCUGAGAUUGCCAAGAUGCUGAUGGAACUUAGUGCUGGGGCUGCAAACUUUACAGAUCAGAAGGAAUUCAGUGUCCAGGACAUUGAGGUGUUGGGGCGAUGUUUCUUGACAGUUGUGCAAGUGCAUUUCCAGUUUUUGACACAUGCUUUACAGAAGGUCCAGCCAGUGGCUCACUCUUGCUUUGCUGAGGUCGUUGUGCCAGAAAAGAAGAAUAACAGCAAUGGCGGUGGCUUAUCUGGCAUAGGCCACACACCCGAACUGGAGGAAGCUGUGCGAUCAUGGAGGGGGGCUGCCGAGGCGACAUCUAGACUAAGAGAAAGAGGCUGUGAUGGCCGCCUGGCAGGAAUUGAAGUUCAACAGCUCUUUUGUUCGCAAAGUGCAGCAAUUCCUGAGCACCAGCUAAAAGAACUGAACAUAAAAAUUGACAGUGCUUUGCAAGCAUAUAAAAUAGCCUUGGAAAGCUUAGGUCACUGUGAAUAUGCAAUGAAAGCUGGCUUCCACCUGAAUCCAAAGGCAAUUGAAGCAAGUUUGCAGGGCUGCUGCAGCGAGGCGGAAGCCCAGCAGACGGGGCGGAGGCAGACACCCCCGCAGCCCAUGCAGUGUGAGCUUCCCACCGUCCCUGUGCAGAUAGGAUCACACUUCCUGAAGGGUGUCUCCUUUAACGAGUCGGCCGCGGACAAUCUGAAACUUAAGACGCAUACGAUGUUACAGCUGAUCAAGGAAGCAGGCUGCUAUAAUGGAAUCACACCCAGGGAUGAUUUUCCUGUGACUGAAGUACUGAACCAGGUUUGCCCAUCCACAUGGCGGGGUGCCUGCAAGACUGCUGUGCAACUACUGUUUGGCCAAGCUGGCCUGGUGGUAGUCGACACAGCACAGAUAGAAAACAAAGAAGCCUAUGCCCCCCAAAUUAGUUUAGAAGGCUCCAGAAUUGUGGUUCAAGUCCCAUCCACAUGGUGCCUGAAAGAGGACCCUGCUACCAUGUCCCUGCUGCAGAGAAGCCUUGAUCCGGAGAAGACCUUGGGUCUGGUGGACGUGCUCUACACAGCUGUGCUCGACCUAAACCGCUGGAGGGCAGGGAGGGAACAAGCUUUACCCUGCAUACAGAUCCAACUUCAAAGGGAGAUCUGUGAUUUUGGGAAUCAGGCUGACCUGCCUUCUGGAAAUGGAAACAAAUCUUCAGGUGGCUUGCAGAAGACAUUCUCCAAACUGACAUCCCGGUUCACCAAGAAAGCUUCAUGUACCAGCUCUAGUAGCAGCACAAAUUAUUCCAUCCCAAAUACCCCUUCCAAAAAUAUCUUCAUAGCUGGGUGUUCAGAAGAAAAGGCCAAAAUGCCUGGUAAUAUUGAUACAAGGUUACAAAGCAUUUUGAACAUUGGUAAUUUCCCUAGGACUACAGACCCUUCACAGUCAGCUCAGAAUUCCAAUAAUCCAAUGGCCAAUGGUUUUCUCAUGGAGAGACGUGACAACUUCCUGCACGGGGAUGAUGGCAAGGACGAGAAGGGUAUGAACUUACCAACAGAUCAGGAAAUGCAGGAGGUGAUAGAUUUUCUUUCGGGCUUUAACAUGGGCCAGUCGCAUCAGGGCUCCCCAUUGGUGACAAGGCGUAAUUCUUCUGCCACAGCCAUGGUGACUGAGCAGAAGGCAGGAGCCAUGCAGCCACAGCAGCCAUCAUUGCCAGUGCCCCCUCCACCACGGCCACCCCACACUGGGGCACACACGCCUCUGACGCCCCAGCCAGGACUGGCACCUCAGCAGCAGUCCCCAAAGCAACAACAACCCCAGGUCCAAUACUACCAACACCUGCUCCAACCCAUUGGACCACAGCAGCCCCCACCCCAGCCUCGGGCACCAGGGAAAUGGGUUCAUGGCUCAUCCCAGCAGCCAGCACACCCUGUUGGAGCAGGUCUGUCUCCUCUUGGUCAGUGGCCUGGCAUAUCUGAUCUCAGUUCUGACUUAUACAGCUUGGGACUGGUGAGCAGCUAUAUGGAUAAUGUGAUGUCAGAGGUUUUGGGACAGAAGCCACAGGGACUUAGAAAUAACACCUGGCCAAACCGUGACCAAAGCGAUGGAGUCUUUGGAAUGUUAGGAGAGAUUCUGCCUUUUGAUCCUGCAGUGGGCUCAGACCCAGAGUUUGCACGCUAUGUGGCGGGAGUGAGCCAGGCGAUGCAGCAGAAGCGGCAAGCCCAACAUGGUCGCCGUCCAGGCAACCCCCGGGGCCACUGGCCGCCCAUGGACGAUGCCCAUCGGACAUGGCCUUUCCCAGAGUUUUUCACAGAAGGGGAUGGCCUGCACAGCGGCUGGUCAGGUACUCAGGGAGACUCGGCCAGCUCGAGUGAUGAGACAUCUUCAGCCAACGGCGACAGUUUGUUCUCCAUGUUUUCGGGGCCUGACCUUGUUGCUGCUGUCAAACAGAGAAGGAAACACAGCAGUGGAGAGCAGGAGACCAGCACGCUGCCCUCGCCGCCUCUCCUUACUACAGUGGAAGACAUGAACCAGGAUAACAAAACCAAAACGUGGCCACCCAAAGCACCCUGGCAACACCCUUCCCCGCUGCCCAGCACACUUCCUAGUCCAAGUGCACCACUCUAUGCAGUCACCAGCCCCGGCAGCCAGUGGAAUGACACCAUUCAGAUGCUGCAGUCCCCUGUGUGGGGUGCGACCAGUGACUGCAGUGCCACCUCCUUCACCUAUGUGCAGACCCCGCCGCAGCCCCCACCCCCACCAGCACACAAGGCGACACCCAAGGGCUUCAAGGCCUUCCCUGGGAAGGCUGAGCGCAGGCCAGCCUACUUGCCACAGUACUGACCUAAGGCCAGCCUGCCUGCCUUCCCAGAGCUGUUGGGGUGAGUGUACCUGCCCCACGGCUGACUAGCUGACACCAGCCCCCCAGAGGACCAGUGCACCCCAUCCCCUGAGGGUUCCUUGGGGUGGGCGUAGUUGGCAGCUCCAAGCCUUUAAGGCCUGCUUUCUCAAACUUUAGGGGCACCAGACCCCCUGGAGAGCCAGCUGAAGAUGGAGGAUUCUGACCCUCAGGGGGAUGCUGGAGGAUCUGCAUUUUUAAUAAGCACCUCAGGUGAUUCUGAUGCAGGUGGCCAAAGGCCACACUUUGAGAAACACAGUUCUAGGGUUUUUAGUGCUGCUGUGUGUUGGGAAGGCAUCAGGCCUGAAAGCUGAGAGCAAAACUGACCAUUCUUCUGAAUCCCUCUCCUUCUUCCUUAACACAUUGGGUGAUGAGCACACCAAUCACUGUAUUUUAUAGCUAUUUUUCAUGUAGGUUUUUAGUUAAAACAUCUCCUGGCUAAAAUGUAUUGAGUAUUUUAAGGAAACAGACGUGCUGGCUGGAAGUUUGUUCAACACUAUUUUUAUUUAAGCUUAUACAAAACAGGCAAAGUAUAGCAUAUUUGUGAUCAGAAGCAGUCACUUGGGUUUUCUGUGGGUAGGCAGCCCCUCUUCACCCCAGUGGCACCCAGUGGGGUGCAGCCUUUACCAGAUUUACAAAAACAAGACUGUAAAUCUGAUGUUGGAGGCAUACUCCUGACAUGCAUGCAGAUGAGCCAGCUGGCUGCAGCCUCUGUGCAGAAUAAAGCUGCACCUGCUGCCCUCAGACCCUUCCACGUGUGGCCAGAGGCAUUGACACAGUCCUCAGAGAGCAGGCAGUGGUCAAGGGGCUGCACAGAGACACCUGCACUUGAAACUACAGUAACAUUCGCGAGCUGGCUCAGAAGACAAACCCAUUAAGAUGUAGAUAGGAAAUAAUUUAAAGUCUUUUUUUAAAAAAUCCACCUCAUUUUCAGUUAACAUGUGCCAUUAAGUAGAUAACAUCCUGUGGAUUUAGGAAUAUUUUCUAGCCAGAAUGGAUCCAGAAGAAUUGAAUGGUGCUUAAAUUGAGAAAUAAUAAUAAAUAUAUCUAUAUAGAGUAGACAUAUCCCACUGUAUAUUAAUUGAGGUUACAGAAAGUUCUUUAUAUAAAACUUAUUUAAAUUUUUCAUAUUUCAUCUUUGAAAAAGUCUGAGAAAAAUCCAUAAUAUUUUCUGGUAUGAAAGUUUGACAGUAUUAAUAUUUUUUUUUAUAUUUUCUUAAAUCAUUAAACCAUUUUAAUAUAUGUUAACUACUAAUAAAUGGUUUAUUCUUUCUAACUCCAUAUAAGCUUUUCCAACAAAGAUUGUAAUAACACAUUUAUGUUCUCAUUUUUCUACAGAUAUAAGUAACUUUAUAUUUAAAAAUACCAAAAAGAAUAAAUAUAUGUACAUAUGUAUGCGCACACACACACACACACACACACACACACACACAUACACACACACACACACACACACACACACAACACACACACACACACCCCCCCCAGGGUGUCUGAGCCCAGCUGCCUGAAUUUUUAGUACUGUGUUGUAAGGCUGUUUCCAGGUCUGGGGUGUUGUCUUUUGUGCUAAGCGGGGAUGCCAUUGCUGCCUGUACUUAUGAUCCUUUCACCGUGGGUUCUGAACAUUCACCUCACCAUGUUUACAGAGAACUGUUUUGUACAUAGACUUUUUCAGGCAUGUGCUUUGCAACAACCCUGCGUGGCUCUUGUCUCUGUUAGCUGUCACAGUGUGCACAUUAAUCUCUUUGUUAGUUGUUUGUGGCUGUUUUACUUGUAAGAUAGUUUUCUAUUUCCUUCAGUAAUGUGUCCACAGUACCCUGUAUUUCGAGUUCUGUUAUACUGAAGUAUUAUUGUUUUAAUAGUGCCUCCCCAAAGACCUCACCCUGGACAGAGGUUAGUCCUUGAUGCCCCAGCACAGGUGACAUCGCUAAUUGUCACUUUCCAGUUUGUUUUUCUCUAUAAGGAAGACAUUUUGUAAUUGCAUCUCCAUGGGUUGUGAUACAGUGUGAAGCUGUUUGUGUGGUCUCCAUGUAGGUGCUGUGUUCCUAGCACCGCCUUGCUCUAAACACUGGUAAUUCCAGGUGCUGCGCUCGGCAGAGGGGUCUCGCCAAAGCGCAUGUGUGUGCGUGUGUGAGUGUGUGUGUCCUUUGCAUGACCGGGCAUGGCUGUCUUGCUCGGGCAUCAGCAGGAAAUUGUGUGAAUAGUUACAAUGCUUCCAAACUGGAACUCUACAUUUUGUAUCUUACUUUUAAAGCUCCUAUAAGUAAAAUAACUA
Cynocephalus volans (Philippine flying lemur) is the source of this 6388-nucleotide messenger RNA. It is a transcript of the gene GARRE1, whose product is annotated as granule associated Rac and RHOG effector 1. Gene Ontology annotation, molecular function: CCR4-NOT complex binding. The record is from RefSeq and is a predicted model, not a curated record. Bases 846 to 4058 code for a protein of 1070 amino acids. The transcript has 14 exons. Gene Ontology annotation, biological process: Rac protein signal transduction. NCBI's taxonomy places the organism in Eukaryota, Metazoa, Chordata, Mammalia, Dermoptera, Cynocephalidae.